GGCCCAGCUCGUGUUUUUCGAUUGGGGUUUUUUGUGUGUGGCUCGUGGUUUCUCUCUGCUCCAACCUCCUCGGAAAGUGUCGCUUUUCGCCAGUAAAUCUCGUCCGAAAGUGUCCGGCAUGGUCGUAACCGGAUGCGUGUGCUUGUGUGCCGUGUGAUUCGCCUGGAACUGGACCGGUGGCCGUCGAGACCCUCUUUGUGAGCAGCAGCAGUAGAGUUGCAGGGUCGUCGCCGUCGUCGUCGUCGUGGUGUGUUGGAACACCAAAAAGGAAAACCGUACGCGCGCCUCCUCUCUACGCGUUUCUCACACACUCUCUCUCUCUCGCAUACCCAUCGAAUCGCUGUUUGUGUGUGCGGGCCCGUCGUCAUCAUCCAGUCGUCGUCGUCGUCGCAACUCAGGGGUACAAGACCGUCCGUCCGCGAAAUAGACCGAGAGCGAAGAGACGGGUCGACGGGGCGAAGAUUUUCAACGCCAGUCAGCCAGCAGCAACUUUGAAAUUGAAAUUGCCUUCGCGCAUUUCACAGCCAACAGCAGCAGAAAAAUCAAAAGCCAAAAUUGCCAUCGACAGCAGCAGCAGUGUGGUGUGAAGUGUGUGCUGAAAGCAGCGAAAUUUAUGCUGAAAAUCGACAACCAUUGAACAACGGAGGCCAUCCGAAACUGGGGCUGUAGCUUUUAUAGUUGGAGGUUGGAUGAUUUUUUCCUUCCUUCUUCGCACAAACUCACAGUCUGUGUGUGCGUGUGCGUGUGUGUGCGAAGCGUUUGUGUAAGUGGCCACCCCGAGAGUCGAAAGGGGGCAGCAGCACCAGAAGCAGCUGGAACCGGAGGAGACGGACGAGUUGAACCUACAACAACAACAGCAACAGAAGAAAAAAAAAGAGUUGGAAAAUACAGCAAAAAACCCUACAAAGAGCCACACAAUUUCUCCGCAGCCAAGGAAACAAACGCGAAAAAGCAACAAGGAAGGCAACCUGGCCAUCCCGGGUGCGUAAGCUCAGGUGAAGAAGCACACUGCUGGCCGCCAACAAAAUAACCUCGAGCAGUGAAAACAUCUCUGUCGCGCAGAACGCGGACGGAAUCGAGUACAUCCUGCAGGAGAUUGGCACCGGAGACGCGGUUGAAAGAAGCUUGAUCAAGUAGAACCCCCCCACCCACAGACCGCACAGACACACACGAUGGAACUGCGCGUUGGUAACAAGUACCGGCUCGGUCGCAAGAUCGGGUCCGGCUCGUUCGGUGACAUCUACCUGGGCACCAACAUCUCCACCGGCGAGGAGGUCGCCAUCAAGCUGGAAUGUAUCAAAACGAAGCACCCACAGCUCCACAUCGAAAGCAAGUUCUACCGGAUGUUGCAGGGCGCCGUCGGCAUUCCGACGAUCAAGUGGUGCGGCUCGGAAGGCGACUACAACGUGAUGGUGAUGGAACUGCUCGGUCCGUCGCUGGAAGAUUUGUUUAACUUUUGCUCAAGACGGUUCACACUGAAGACGGUGUUGCUGCUGGCAGACCAGAUGAUUUCCCGUAUCGAUUUCAUACACUCGAGAAGCUUUAUCCACCGUGACAUCAAACCGGACAACUUCUUGAUGGGGCUGGGGAAGAAGGGCAACCUGGUGUACAUAAUCGAUUUUGGCCUGGCCAAAAAGUACAAGGACUCGAAGACUAUGGCGCACAUUCCGUACCGGGAAAAUAAGAACCUCACCGGAACGGCCCGUUACGCCUCGAUCAACACACAUUUGGGCAUCGAGCAGAGCCGUCGUGACGACCUGGAAUCGCUGGGCUACGUGCUGAUGUACUUCAAUCUGGGAACGCUGCCCUGGCAAGGACUGAAAGCGGCCAACAAGCGCCAGAAGUACGAGCGCAUUUCCGAGAAGAAGCUGUCGACGCCGAUCGAGGAGUUGUGCAAAGGCUUCCCGCCAGAAUUCGCCUCGUACCUGUCGUACUGCCGCCAGCUGGACUUUACGCAGCGUCCGGACUACUGCUAUCUGCGGAAAGUGUUCCGAACGCUGUUUGCACGACAGGGUUACACCUACGAUUACGUGUUCGACUGGAACAUGCUGAAGUUUGGAGGUUCCUCGCGCCACAACAACGCAACCGAGCGGAACAAAACGGGUGCCGUCGUCCAGCCGGGAGAUCCGGGAGCGAUCGGCACCAGCAUGGUAGCGACGGCCGGGGGUGGAGUGGUCACGACCGUCACCGGAACGACGGCCUCGCUCGCGAAGAACGAUUCCUGCAAACAGCUCGCCACUAGGCUGGUCCAGAUGAUGGCGCAGUCGCGGCCACCGGGCGUCGACGGCCAGCAGGUUCCGGUGGGACCCGGAGGACAACCCGUGCAGCAGCAGCAGCAGCCGCCACACAACAACAACGCCGGCAGUGCAAACCCGGAACCGACCUUCUCGAGGCACGACACGCCCGAGCGGCGCUCGUCGAUCCGCUUGCGCGGCCAGAACCUAGACUCACGAAAUAUUGAAUAAUAUUAAAUUCUUUCCCUAAGUUUUUAUUAUUUGCAUAUAUAAUUUUAAUAUUAUAUACGUGAGAACUGUCGGUUAUGCAAGCGCAGGAAGAGAGUAAGGCAAGCUAAAGCGGACUGCGCGGAAAGGGCGAUCCUUGUUGGCAACAUUUUUUUUUAAUUUGUACUCUCAGCGCCAAAGGAUCGCCGCAGAAUAUAUAUAUAUACAUAGACUAGUUAGUGCGAAAAUUUACAGACAUAAAUACACGCAGUAAAGCCGGGAUUAUUGGAAAGAUGGUAAGAGAGCUCUCAAACUCCCACAAAAACACACACACAUACAUACAUACACGCAUUAUUAUUUGUUUAAGGGCCAUCAGAAUGUGUAAAUGCAAAAGUUGGCCUCGAAGAGCGCAGACAGAUGAGGAAAACACAAUUUAUAAGAAAGUAUAGAUAUAAUGGAAUUAUUGCUUAAUUCAAAAAUUAAUUAUACAUAAAUGUAGCACUUCAACCUGAAAAAAAAUGAAACAAAAUACACAUUAGAAAAGAACCCGAAAUGAAGAUGAGCACAUCCUCACUUAUACAAAACAAAGAACCUAACAAACACACACACACACACACAUAAACAAUGCGACCGUAUUGUUCAUCUAUAUUCACAUCCAAUUUGCGUGACGGUACAGUAGAGAACGUAACCUUUAAGCGUAGUUAAGCGAGUAAACAAAAACUAACGAUUUAAUCUUAGGCUAAAACACAAAAACAAAACUGUACUUUGAUCGGCCACAAAAUGAAGAUGUGAAGAUCCGGAUAUCCUAUACCAAUUUGUACUAGAACUUCAAUAGAACACUACUGCCCCCUGUACCAGCCAGUCAGCGAAUGAAUAAUGCAAAACAGUCUUAAAAUCUGCAUGUUACUGACUGAUGAAAGUGUGUACGUUUCCGUUGAAGAUCAUCCAAAUAGUCCAACACAGAUUAGCUUUCUUAGUUUACGGGCUAGCGCAUCAUCGUAGACGUCAAUUGGAAAAAAUAAAACAAACUUUCGCACUUUAGUUGCAUUACAAAUCUGUAACCUUUGGUGUAUUCAUCUAAAGAUUGGUGUGACGACAAGACCACCCACUUUGGUUACAGAGCAUUCUUCUUUCCGAUAUAGUAACCGUUUUUUCCCUAAUCCAUGACCCCUGUACUAUGCGUAGUUUGUUAGUUUUCAAAUCGAAUAACAUCCUACAUCUUAAAAUUUGCGAAAUACUGAAGCUCGAGAUAUUGUGUUUGAUACUGUGUAGUCGGGAGAUGUGCAUGGCUUGUAGAAACAGCGCGUGUGAGCGUGAGCGAGAUUUGGAUGAGUGCGCACUGUAGAAUGAAUAAGAAUGAGCGCUGGUGUGAUUCUGUGAAAGAUUAUCCAACUGAGCAAACACUGUAGAAAUCGAUACCAAUAUGGCGACAGAAACAAGAAAAGAAAAAAAAAACACUUGCAUUCUACUUUAGAAACAAGAGAAAGAUACAACUACUAAUAUGGUAAAGAAACAAUGAUUUAGUAUAUAUACAACUAAGAGUAAAAAAAAGAAAACAAAAAAUACCAAUCGUGAUAGUAGAGAAGUAAAAUACCAGAAAGAAAACAAAGCAAAACAUGCUGACAUCAUUAAAAACAAUGAAGUAAAGAAAUUACAAUGAGCGAUAAGUGCGUACUACUGAGAAGAAAGCCCCUUUGACUGGUAACGUGAGACGUAACAAAUGAAGAAAACAUUACUCAACACCCUUUAUACGUUUCGGGGACGACGCGAGAGGUGAACAUUUUUUGCUGCAGAAUUCUGUAUGUUUGGGAUCGAUAAAUUCAUGCUGUCAUUUAACUUAAUUAUUAACAAAACAAACAAAAAAUUAGAACUUUCAUCCAAUUUUCGAAGUUAGAAUAAAAAGGCCACCCGGAAAGUGGGAGAAAAAAGUAAGAGUAAACAAAAAAAUCAAUGCUUCUGCGUCUAACUUAUAGCAGUGUUUAUCGAUAAACAAAACCUAUGAAUAUAGUACAUUAUAUAUUAAAAAAAACAAUGAUAUAAACUCUAGAACAAAAAGAACACACUAAAAAUCUUGUUUCACUGUGAGAAGAA
Culex quinquefasciatus (southern house mosquito) is the source of this 4532-nucleotide messenger RNA. It is a transcript of the gene dco, whose product is annotated as casein kinase I. The transcript is spliced from 3 exons. Gene Ontology annotation, molecular function: ATP binding; protein serine/threonine kinase activity. Gene Ontology annotation, biological process: peptidyl-serine phosphorylation; endocytosis; signal transduction. Gene Ontology annotation, cellular component: cytoplasm; nucleus. The record is from RefSeq and is a predicted model, not a curated record. NCBI's taxonomy places the organism in Eukaryota, Metazoa, Arthropoda, Insecta, Diptera, Culicidae. Bases 1173 to 2465 code for a protein of 430 amino acids.